Arachis stenosperma is the source of this 1215-nucleotide messenger RNA. Its product is annotated as protein FAR1-RELATED SEQUENCE 5-like. The transcript is spliced from 3 exons. The record is from RefSeq and is a predicted model, not a curated record. Gene Ontology annotation, biological process: regulation of DNA-templated transcription. Lineage: Eukaryota; Viridiplantae; Streptophyta; Magnoliopsida; Fabales; Fabaceae. The coding region runs from base 1 to 1215 and encodes 404 amino acids.
AUGCAGACCAGCUGUGUUGUGGACAAAAAAUUUGUCCCAAAGGUGGGAAUGAUUUUCAAGACCGUAGAAGAAGCUAGAAAUUUCUACAAACAUUAUGGAAGGCGGAAAUCAAAGAUAUCUCCAACUUUGAAGACAAACCCUUUAGCUGGAUUAAAUUGUCCGGCCAGAAUUUACGUACACAUAAUGAAGGAUGUUGGUCUUUGGAAAAUUUCUAAAGUUGUUUUGAAUCACUCACAUCCUUGUUGUCCAGACCAGGCUGAGAUGCUCAAACAAUACAGGAAGCUUAGCAUGUUCGUGCGUCGCACCAUUGAAACCCAUGAGGAAGCUGGAAUCAGACCUAGCAAAACCUACCAAUCAUUUGUGGCAGUAGCUGGUAGCCACCGUGAACUAGGUUUUAUAGAAAAAGACGUAAGAAAUUACAUCACAAGAAAAGUACGGAAUAUUUCAGAAAAAGAUUAUGCUAAAGAAUUUGGGAAGUAUUUAGUAAGAAUGAAAGAAAAGAACCAAAAUUUCUUCUUUGAGCUCAACCUUGAAGGCGAUCACUGCAUUAAACAUGCAUUAUGGGCUGAUGCAAGAAGCAGGACUGCAUUCAAUUAUUUCGGAGAUGUGGUUUCAUUUGAUACCACAUAUAACACAAAUAGGUACAAUUUGGUUUUAAGUUCUUUUGUUGGUGUGAAUCACCACGGGCAGUCGACACUUCUUGGAUGUGCGCUGAUAAAAAAUGAGGACAUUCAAUCAUUCAAAUGGCUAUUUGAGUGUUGGCUACAUUGCAUGGGAGGGAAGGCACCAAAAGGUAUUUUUACCGAUCAAUGUGCAUCAAUUCAAAGGGCAAUUGAGCUAUACAUGCCAACAACAAUUCACCGCUGGUGUAUCUGGCACAUCAUGAAGAAGAUCACAAACAAACUAAAUGGCUACAAGGGACACAUUGAUAUUGAACAAGAGAUGAGCCAUGUUGAUUGGAACUCGUACACAAAAGACAAUUUUGACAGAAAUAGGAACAAUUUCCUCACAAAGAAUAGAGAUAAAGAACAUCUCUUAGACUUUGAUCCUGAACCUGAAAGAACUUUCAGGCGACAUUUACAACAAGCAAGACUUUUCAAGGCUGUAGAAUCCCCUAUGGAUCCUAAUGAUGCUGAUAAUGCCAAUGUGGCCAAUCCAAAUGGGAAUGAGAGCAACAAAGGAGAGUACUUGGCUCUUUCUCUGCUCCUACUGUAG